Messenger RNA from Dacryopinax primogenitus, 363 nucleotides. RefSeq names its product nucleic acid-binding protein. The annotation marks the transcript as partial. The transcript is spliced from 2 exons. Gene Ontology annotation, molecular function: translation initiation factor activity; RNA binding. Lineage: Eukaryota; Fungi; Basidiomycota; Dacrymycetes; Dacrymycetales; Dacrymycetaceae. Gene Ontology annotation, biological process: translational initiation. The record is from RefSeq and is a predicted model, not a curated record. Gene Ontology annotation, cellular component: cytoplasm.
AAAGGCGGCAAGAACCGGCGCCGAGGCAAGAACGAAAACGAAGACGAGAAGCGCGAGCUCGUCUUCCGCGAAGACGGGCAGGAGUAUGCGCAGGUCAUUAAGAUGCUGGGGAAUGGACGGCUGGAGGUGCAGUGUUUUGAUGGGGAGAAACGGUUGGCGCAUAUUAGGGGUAAGAUGAGGAAGAAGGUCUGGAUAAAUCAAGGCGAUAUCAUCCUCCUCUCCCUACGUGACUUCCAAGACGACAAAGCGGACGUAAUCGUGAAAUACACCGCGGACGAAGCGCGCAACCUCAAGGCAUACGGGGAGCUGCCCGAGAACGCAAAGAUCAACGAGACGGAGACGUUUGGGGAGGAGGACGGGUGA